AUGUCUAUUAUCAAAGUCGCAGUUGCUACAAACUCGCUUGGAAAGUCAGCCGCCGGGCAUACAAUCCAUCGCAAACUACAAGCCGCCAAAACACACGGAUUUGACGGUCUCGAAGUGGCCUUUGAAUGUCUCGAGGCCCAGGCCGCAACGUAUCCUUCGUUGCAGUCAAGAAAGGACCGCCUUCUCGCAGCUGCUGAAGAUAUUUACAAAGCUGCGAAAUCGUUAGGCCUUGAACUGAUCGCCUUGAAUCCGUUCGGGGCGUAUGAUGGUCUCAAAGAUCCUCAUGAUGUUAACAUCCGGUUACAGGAGGCAGAGCUCUGGUGCCAGCUUUGUCAGGUUAUGCACAUCGAUAUUUUGCAGUCAUCGCGAAGAAUAUGCGCACAUUGGGUUCUCCUAACCCAACGUUAUGACCUUCGAGUGGCUUACGAAGCCCCCUCUUGGGGUAUCCACAGCAACACCUGGCAACAGGUCCAGAAGAUUAUUGAUCUCGUCGACCUGCCGAACGUUGGCCACUGUCUAGACACAUUCCAUAUUGCGUCCAAAGAAGCCGGGGAUCCUUUUAGCUCCAUAUCUCCAAUCCGAGCUGAUGGAUACCGAAAUCUCCAGAGUAGCCUCGACGAGCUGAAACGCAUUGUUAAACCAGAAAACAUUGUAUAUUUCCAACUGAGCGACGCGACCGCGGCAAAUCCAGAUCAGGAAGGGUAUCCCCGCCGAGAUAUGAACCAACCACCGUUCAUGACGCAAUCUCGCAAUUGCCGGAUUUAUCCAUGCGAGGAGAGUCGCGGAGGUUGCCUUCCCGUUGUUGAUGUCGCCAAGGCUGUAUUCGAUCUGGGAUACUGCGGGUGGGUGUCAAUGGAGGUCUUUCAUACCGACAUGUGGGAGAAGCGGAAUUCGGUUCCAGAUGACUGGGCAAGAAGGGGAAUGGAAUCUUGGAAAAAGCUAGCACGCCGUUGCGGAUUGAAUUCUAGUAAACUAUAG
Messenger RNA from Penicillium waksmanii, 978 nucleotides. RefSeq names its product sugar phosphate isomerase/epimerase family protein. The transcript has 3 exons. The record is from RefSeq and is a predicted model, not a curated record. The coding region runs from base 1 to 978 and encodes 325 amino acids. Lineage: Eukaryota; Fungi; Ascomycota; Eurotiomycetes; Eurotiales; Aspergillaceae.